AUGGAAGCUACAAGACUUCUGGAAGAGGUACAUGCUGGAGUCUAUGGACCUCAUAUGAACAGGCUUACUUUGGCAAAGAAGAUCCUUCAGGCUGACAAUGAUGCAAACCUCAACAGUCAUUUGAUGAAGGAGAUAUGUGAGCAAUUCAAGAUUACUCACCAAAAUUCGACUGCUUAUCGUCCUCAAAUGAAUGGAGUUGUAGAAGUUGCCAAUCAGAACAUCAAAAAGAUUUUGAGAAAGAUUAUUGAUAAUCACAGAGUAUAUGGGACAGAAGCAGUGAUACCUGCUGAAGUUGAAAUACCUUCAUUGAGGCUCAUUCAAGAAGCCAAACUGAGCAGUGUUGAUUGGGUUCGUAAUCGGAUUGAACAUUUAGCCUUAAGUGAUGAAAAGAGGAUGACCGAUGUUUGUCAUGACCAAUUAUAUCAACAGAGAAUGAUUCGUGCUUUCAACAAAAAAGUGAGAUCUCGAACAUUUGAAGAAGGACAAUUGGUCCUCAAACAUAUCUUCCCCCAUCAAGAUGAGUAUAAGGAAAAAUUUUCACCAAAUUGGCAAGGACCAUACAUGGUUCGUAAAGUGUUAUCUGGAGGUGCCUUGAUCCUGUCAGAGAUGGAUGACCAAGAGUGGCCAAAACCAAUCAACUCAGAUGUUGUCAAGAGAUACUACAUCUGA
Molecule: messenger RNA, 669 nt
Organism: Solanum stenotomum
Lineage: Eukaryota; Viridiplantae; Streptophyta; Magnoliopsida; Solanales; Solanaceae
Exons: 3
Coding region: 1-669 (222 amino acids)
Biological process (GO): DNA integration
Molecular function (GO): nucleic acid binding
Source: RefSeq, a predicted model, not a curated record